AUGCACGUCAUCGCGGCAUGCCACGCCGUGCAGGACAAGGCUGCGAUGCAGCAGAACCUGCAACAGCUGGCCCGGGGGGCGCAGUGGCUGGUGCUGUGGCUGGACUGUGACAGGGAGGGCGAAAACAUCGGCUUUGAGGUCCUCCAAGUCUGCAGCGCCGCCAACCCCCGGCUGACCGUGUUCCGCGCCCGCUUCAGCGCCCUCAUCCCGAGGGAGCUGAACCACGCGAUGGCCACACUGGGUCAGCCCAACCAGCUGGACGCGCUGGCGGUGGAUGCCCGCCAGGAGAUUGACCUGCGCGUCGGCGCAAGCUUUACUCGCUUCCAGACGCUGCUGCUGCAGGACCGGUUCGAUUGGGCCGCGGGGGGCCUGGCCGACGACAAGCCGCUGAUCAGCUACGGCCCCUGCCAGUUCCCCACGCUGGGCCUCAUAGUGCAGCGCGCCUGGGAAAUCCAGUCCCACGUGUCAGAGCCCUUCUGGUACAUCCACGCCAGCCUGCGGGUGCCGCCCCCCCAGGCCUCGUCCUGCGACUUCACCUGGGCGCGGGGGCGGCUUUUUGACCGGGACGCCGUGACAGUGCUCUACGAGGCGUGCAGCGAGGCGCCCACCGCCACAGUCACACAGAUCGAGUUGCGAUAG
Messenger RNA from Monoraphidium neglectum, 639 nucleotides. Its product is annotated as DNA topoisomerase III. The record is from RefSeq and is a predicted model, not a curated record. NCBI's taxonomy places the organism in Eukaryota, Viridiplantae, Chlorophyta, Chlorophyceae, Sphaeropleales, Selenastraceae. Gene Ontology annotation, molecular function: DNA topoisomerase type I (single strand cut, ATP-independent) activity; DNA binding. The transcript has 8 exons. Gene Ontology annotation, biological process: DNA topological change. Gene Ontology annotation, cellular component: nucleus. Bases 1 to 639 code for a protein of 212 amino acids.